Messenger RNA from Fulmarus glacialis (Northern fulmar), 1554 nucleotides. RefSeq names its product phosphatidylinositol glycan anchor biosynthesis, class V (gene PIGV). Lineage: Eukaryota; Metazoa; Chordata; Aves; Procellariiformes; Procellariidae. The transcript is spliced from 3 exons. Gene Ontology annotation, cellular component: endoplasmic reticulum membrane; mannosyltransferase complex. Bases 1 to 1554 code for a protein of 517 amino acids. Gene Ontology annotation, molecular function: GPI mannosyltransferase activity; alpha-1,6-mannosyltransferase activity. The record is from RefSeq and is a predicted model, not a curated record. Gene Ontology annotation, biological process: GPI anchor biosynthetic process.
AUGGAACUGCUGAGCAGGCAAGACCCCCACCUCCGAGAGGUCGUGUGGUUUGCGGUGUGCUGCAGAGCCCUGACACUUCUGCUGCAGGCUCUGUUUAACCUCCUGAUCCCAGAUCACGCUGCAGAUGCCUUCUAUCCCCCUCGCCUGUCCGAGCCUGGCCUGUGGGACCUGCUUCUGGAGUGGCUGCUGGGAGGCCUCUCGCACUGGGACGCGGAGCACUUCCUCUUUAUCGCCGAGCGUGGUUACCUGUACGAGCACAACUGCGCCUUCUUCCCCCUGUACCCCCUGAGCGUGCGUGCCGUGGCUGAGGGUGCUCUGUGGCCCUUGCAGCGGCUGCUGCGUUUGCGGAGCCGCCUCCUGCUAUCGGCUGUACUUCUUAAUUCUCUCUUUUCUGUCCUGGCAGCCGCUGCCCUGUAUAAGCUGGGCUGCGUCGUGCUGCAGUGUCGCAGGGUGGCCUUCCUUGCUGCCGUUCUUUUUUCUAUCAGCCCUGCCAAUGUAUUUAUGGCAGCUGCUUACUCAGAGAGCAUGUUUGCCUUCCUGGCAUUCAGUGCCAUGUGGCAAUUGGAGAAGGGGCAGAGCUGGCUCAGUGGACUGCUCUUCUCCCUUGCUUCUGGGGUACGUGCCAAUGGGCUUAUUAAUGCUGGCUUCUUUCUCUACUCCCGCGGUAAAUGCUUUGCCCUCCAGCUCCAGGUGGGUUCAGGAUCGGUAAGAAAGCUCCCUCUGUUGUGGAAGCAACUCCUUAGCGUGGCAUCUUCAGCGGUUCUGAUGUGUGCCGGGAUUUUUCUACCUUUUGUUUUAUUUCAGUAUUAUGCCUACGUGAGGUUCUGUGGUCCUGGCACCGGCCUGGAGCAGGCUGUUCCCAAGCCGCUGCUGCAGCUGGCUCUGCACAAGGGCUAUCGUCUGGGGGGCCUGAACGGGGUUAAACCCCCUUGGUGCUCCCAGCGAUUCCCCGUGGUCUAUUCCUAUAUUCAAGAUGCUUACUGGAAUGUGGGCUUUCUAAGGUAUUUUGAGCUCAGACAGAUACCAAAUUUCUUGCUUGCUUUGCCUGUCACACUUCUGGGCUCGUGGGCUGCCUGGACCUACAUCACUGCAAACCCUCGGCACUGCGUAACUCUUGGUCUAGAGAGAAGAAAGAGUGAUGAAGAGGGUAAACCAAGAGCUGGAUUUUGCUGCCCCGCUGUCUUCGUGUACGUGGUCCAUGCCACAGUCCUGCUGGCGUUUGGAUUCUUCUGCAUGCACGUGCAGGUGCUGACCCGCUUCCUGGGCUCCUCCUCUCCCAUCCUGUACUGGUUCUCCGCUCACCUGCUUCAAGAAUACGAACCUUUACUCCGGAGCGAAGGGACUGAUAAUCAAACCGCGGCACCUCGCUCCGAGAGGUCUCUUCUAGGUAAAUCUCCUGGUUCCUGUGGGAAAGGGACUUCUGAAAACCCCGUUGUGAGGCUGCUGAUGAACUGUAGAUUAAUUCCCCGCCUCAGCAAAUGCGUUCUUGGAUUCUUCCUGUCCUACUGGCUGCUGGGACUGAUUCUGCACUGCAACUUCUUGCCGUGGACAUAG